Messenger RNA from Durusdinium trenchii, 669 nucleotides. The record is from the annotation of a GenBank genome assembly. Lineage: Eukaryota; Dinophyceae; Suessiales; Symbiodiniaceae.
AUGGAGGCGAAGCGCGAAUGGUUGCUUCGGCGCAAGGGCGAGGACACCUGGACCAAGGCUGAAGUCUUGGCGAUCAUGGCAGAUGUGACUCGUGUACAGCAGUGUGUCCAGGAGGCCGUGAGCCUCCUCGGUCAGACGCACCUCCAAAGCAGGGAGAAGGAACCGCUGAGCUUGAUGGAAGCGCAUGAGCUCGUGCGCACGCAGGGCCUUCCCAAGGAUCCCUUGAAGGACUAUGGGCUUUCCACUGAGACCUUCCAUGAGCUCCUAGGCACCUACCAGGAUGAACCAGAGGUGAUUUUGAGAGCUCAGCAGAUGAUGCAUCCACCAGGACGGGGCGACCGUCAACGAGCACGACAAAUGACAAUCGAGCAGAUUGUGCAAACACAUGAGGCCAUGGGGGCUGUGCUUCGUCGGAUGUUGGAGGAGCUUCGUGCCUUGGAUCCAGCACAGCUGAUGCGCCUGGAGCUACAGCUUCUGGAAGCGACGGCCGAGCUCCUGAGCUACCUCGAAGUGUCGGCCUUGCAGAUCCAUCCCGAGGAUGUCGAAGAGGCGAUCUCCAUGAAUGAGUACCAGCUCCAGAACAACCCGGACUUCAUGAAAAGCAGCGAAGAUCUGGCGAAUCUCAUGCAAGAGCUUCUGGAAGUGACUGAACAGCUUCGGGCCGCGUAG